UUGGAAAGAACUGGUCAACCCAGUGACCUUCAGGCUACCUGCUCGAGUCCAGUGUUAUCUUUCCAUGGACCCAGCGCAUGAAACAUAUACUAAUUAUAUCUGUCAGAAUGAAGCCAUGUGACUCACAGAAUAGGCUAAUUGCCGGACACGACCGACAUCAUCCACUCCGGCUGUGCGUAAAAGCCCUUGUGCGCAAAUGGAGCGUCGUGGCGCAAUGGCGCAUCGCCGGGGAAGACGCGCUGUUAUCUGUUCUCGGCCAGCAUCAAAAUGAUCAAGCAGUGAGGUGUAGACUACCUGCACACAAGUAUUCAUUAUUAGCUGUAAUCCAGGCUAAAGGGAUUCGGCUCUUGUAUUUUUACGCAGAGACGUUUGGGUGAAAUUACGCACAGUUUGCGAUGAUGGAGCAGGUUAAACUAGUUCUGGUGGUUGUGCUGCUUCUGACAAAUGUUUUCUGUCAAGAAAUGGAUGUUGACAACUGGAGGGAAGCUAUCGAAGAGAACAAAUGGUCAAACUCGGAAGUUAUUCAAGAUAUAUUAUUGAGAAUGACCAGAAAACCAGGACCACGCCAAUAUCUCGGACUCGUGGGAAAGAAAGACUUCGGCAGAGCAAAAACACAGAAAGCACGUAAACGACAUAAAUUUCAAACCUUUGUGGGUCUGAUGGGUAAAAGGAGCUUUGAGGAUGAAGGAGCCCUGUGAGCUGCACUGAAGACUGAGAACCUGCGCUUGUUUUCUCACUUUCUUUCAUUCCAGACUGCAAAACUGUAAUGUUGUUGGGUCAGUCCGUCAUCAUUUCAAAUAAAAUGUCACAUGUAACGGUCGCGUUUGAGGCUGCUACCAAGAAGCUUUAGGCAAACGGCGCCACCUAGUGUUGGAAAAAAAUGUGGAAAAUUUGACACUAGAAAAAAUAAUUCAGUAUUAUUCGAAAAAAAGUGUCAUUUAAACAAAUGUGUCAUCACUUCACAAACCCGACCAGUUUCCAUAAUAAACCCAUCUCACGCCUCACUAUCAUCACAGGUUUAUUAAGUGACUUUGUACAAUACAAAUGAAAAAUAAAAUUAAAAAUACAGAGAUGGAGUA
Chelmon rostratus (copperband butterflyfish) is the source of this 1079-nucleotide messenger RNA. Its product is annotated as protachykinin. The transcript is spliced from 5 exons. NCBI's taxonomy places the organism in Eukaryota, Metazoa, Chordata, Actinopteri, Chaetodontiformes, Chaetodontidae. The record is from RefSeq and is a predicted model, not a curated record. Bases 396 to 698 code for a protein of 100 amino acids.